GCGAGGGCCAGCGCCUGGCGCGCCCGCCGCCGUCCCGCGCCGCGCCCGCGCUGCUGCUGCUGCGCAACAACUCCAUCGCCGCGCUCGGCGCAGGCGACAUCGCGCCCGAGCUGCGGCUGCUGGAUCUGAGCGACAACCUCGUGGAGGAGGUGGACCCCGAGACCGCGGCGGCAUUGUUUUCCGAGCCGGAGCGGCGCGUGCUGUUCGCCGGCAACCCGCUGGCCUGUCGCUGCGGCGGCGCGCUGACGGCGGCGCUGCGGGCGCAUCGCGCGCAGGUGGACGACUUCGAGCGGCUGCGCUGCGCCGACGGGCGACGGCUCGCCGCGUUGGGGGCGAGCGAGCUGUGCGCAGAGGGCGCGCACUGGCCGCUGCGAGCGUCGCUCGCCGCGGGCGCAGCGCUGCUCGUGCUGCUGGGCGUCGCGCUGGCGCUGCACCGCGGCCGGCGCGCGGCGCUGCGUGGCAUCAAGCGCUUCCUGCUGGAACACGGGCUGUGCGCGCGCUGGCUGCCGAGCGAGGCGGAGGAGGCGGAGGAGACGGAGGAGGGGGAGGAGGAGGAGGCGUGGGAGUUCGACGCGUUCGUGUCGUUCGCGCACCCCGACCAUCGGUUCGUGGCGGAGCGGCUGGCGCCGGCGCUGGAGCGCGGGCCGCGGCCGCGGCGCCUCUGCCUGCACCACCGCGACUGGGCGCCCGGCGACUGGAUCCCGCAGCAGAUCGCGCGCUCGGUGCGCGCCUCGCGCCGCACGCUGCUGGUGCUGUCGCGCCACUGGGCCGCCUCCUCGUGGGCGCGCGCGGAGUUCCGCGAGGCGCACGCGCGGGCGCAGCGCGACUCCCGGCCGCGCCUCGUGCUGCUGCUGCUGGACGAGCCCGCCGCGCUGCGCCCGCUGCUCGAGCCCGAGCUGCGCGCCUUCCUCGACGCCAACACCUACCUGCGCUGGGACGACCCCUGCUUCGGCCGCAAGCUGCGGCGCGCGCUGCCCCGCCCGCGGCGCCGGCCCCGAGAGCCCCACGAGCCCCGAGAGCCCCACGAGCCCCGAGAGCCCGGCGAGCCCCGAGAGCCCGGCGAGCCCCGAGAGCCCCACGAGCCCCGAGAGCCCCGCGAGCCCCAACCCGCGCCGGGGGCCCGACCCGAACUCGCUUUCUCUCCGAAUCUCAAACUG
This is a messenger RNA of Iphiclides podalirius (scarce swallowtail), 1157 nucleotides long. The record is from the annotation of a GenBank genome assembly. NCBI's taxonomy places the organism in Eukaryota, Metazoa, Arthropoda, Insecta, Lepidoptera, Papilionidae.